AUGGAAGCAUCAAUGGAAACAUCAAGUAGUGAUACUGUUGCUGUCAAACUGGAUACUCGGGUUUCUACUGCUGCUAUCAAUGUGCCCAUCACUACACUCCAUCCACAGCAUUUAUCCAUCGCUUUGCUACAAAUGGCUGACCGUUUAUCCAUCACUGCUCAACAACAGCUAUCUAAUUACAAAUCACUGUUAGUCAGUGGUACGGAUGCUACUCUACAGCACUCCCAGAUGAAUGCUGCUGCUUCAAUCAGAUGCUAUGAAGCAUUACUCUCUCCUUCAAUGCUGUCCGGACAAACGACUUCAUCCGCUUCUGGACACGCAACAGUUCCUUCUACUGCCAUGACUACAUGGAACAGAGUAUCUCCUACUAUUGAAGCUCAAGCAAGACUCGGACUGGCUCAGGUAUUGUGGCUGUUUACCAAGAGCGAUCAAGUGGUUGAGCAACAUCUUAUUAAAUCGCUGACCAACUCGCAUCACAUUUAUUUUCAAAUACUGGAUUUGAGACUCACAAUAAGCGAAGCCAGAAAGAACCAGAAAUAUUCUAUACAAAUAUUUAAACAAGCUACAGAAAAGUCCAUUGAACUAAAGCUAUACUCUUGGUAUUUUUAUUUUGUGGCUCGUAGGCUUAAUUUGCACGAAUCACAAAAAGAAUGGGGUGCCUAUCUGAAUACUGUUCAAAAGGCAAUCGUACAGGCUAAAUCUAUCAACGAUAUUGAAACAAUGGCAAGAUUGGAUGCAUUAAACAUUUCGAGAAAUCACAAAGAAGCCAUCAAUCUAUUGGCUUCAAUGCAUGCUCUUGUUGAGCAGAUCGAUACAACUGGAUUUAAGCAAUUGCAGCUGUUGGCAUAUUUACUGUCUGGAAUUGCACAUAAGCCGGAUGAUAAUUUCAAAGCAAAAGCAUUUCUUACAGAAGGAUUACGUCUUGCAAAUGGUGCGUACGAUGCCAAGACUAAUAGCGAGAUUGGUAACAUCAAGGUUGUGUUUAUUACACAGCUAUCUCAAGUAUAUAUUAUGAGAUCUGGCUAUAGUGAAGCAUGCGAGUUGCUGAAUACAGGAAUGCAAUGGUGUACGCGAAGCGACAUCUUGGUAGGAAAUAACGAGUACCAUUUGAAAUUUGGAUGGGCUCAGCUGCUUCAAGCUCUAGAAUUGAAUACACCUUCUAGUAUUCUAUUUUCUCAAAUUGAAAACUGCCAUCAGAAUCAGAUUGAAAAAUCUACAUUGACACAAAACCUUGUUCUUGCACAACUCGGUUGGUUGACGCCUUUUCAUCGGUAUAUCAUGAGCUAUUCUGCCAAUCCUCGAGAAAUUGUCAAUGUACUGAUUCCAAACGAAGCAUCUUUUAAAACGCGAGCGUUUGCGAGCCUGUUGCAAGGAUGUCUAAAAGCCAAUAUAGGAAAUACACAGCAAGCAAAACAACACAUUCUUGAAUCGUUCAAGCUUGCUGGAACAACCAUGUCUUUACAUCAUCGAGUAGUGUGUCUAGUUAUGCUUGCUAGUCUUUUUCAGCUUUCAGAGCCAGAACAAGCUGAAAAAAUGGCAUCUACUGCAUUAGCAUUAUCAAAGCGUGCUCAUUCUGAACCACUUCUUGUGUGCUGUAUGACACUACUAUCAUUUGUAGCAAGCCAAAAAGGGGAAACAGAAAAAGCUAAAACGCUUAGUGAUGGUGCGAAUCAACGAGUUUGCGCUAACCAAUCAGCCAUUCUUUCUGCUCGCAAGAUUCUUCCUGAGUGCAUCAAGUAUUGA
This is a messenger RNA of Batrachochytrium dendrobatidis JAM81, 1743 nucleotides long. RefSeq lists its product as uncharacterized. Gene Ontology annotation, biological process: mitotic sister chromatid cohesion; maintenance of mitotic sister chromatid cohesion. Gene Ontology annotation, molecular function: double-stranded DNA binding. Lineage: Eukaryota; Fungi; Chytridiomycota; Chytridiomycetes; Rhizophydiales. The coding region runs from base 1 to 1743 and encodes 580 amino acids. The record is from RefSeq and is a predicted model, not a curated record. The transcript is spliced from 7 exons. Gene Ontology annotation, cellular component: chromatin; SMC loading complex.